This is a messenger RNA of Umbelopsis ramanniana AG, 237 nucleotides long. RefSeq lists its product as uncharacterized. Lineage: Eukaryota; Fungi; Mucoromycota; Umbelopsidomycetes; Umbelopsidales; Umbelopsidaceae. The annotation marks the transcript as partial. Gene Ontology annotation, biological process: positive regulation of transcription by RNA polymerase II. Gene Ontology annotation, molecular function: protein dimerization activity; RNA polymerase II cis-regulatory region sequence-specific DNA binding; DNA-binding transcription factor activity, RNA polymerase II-specific. The transcript is spliced from 3 exons. The record is from RefSeq and is a predicted model, not a curated record.
AGACGCAAAAUCAAAAUAGAGUAUAUCGCUGAUAAAUCUAGACGACAAAUCACUUUCUCAAAAAGAAAAGCCGGUAUCAUGAAAAAGGCCUAUGAACUGGCAACCUUGACUGGAACCCAGGUAUUUUUACUGGUGGUAUCAGAGACAGGGCUGGUAUACACAUUCACAACCUCCAAGCUACAGCCACUGGUGGCCAAGGGGGAAGGCAAGGGCCUUAUCCAAGCGUGUCUGAAUGCG